Melampsora larici-populina 98AG31 is the source of this 471-nucleotide messenger RNA. RefSeq lists its product as uncharacterized. The record is from RefSeq and is a predicted model, not a curated record. NCBI's taxonomy places the organism in Eukaryota, Fungi, Basidiomycota, Pucciniomycetes, Pucciniales, Melampsoraceae. The coding region runs from base 1 to 471 and encodes 156 amino acids. The transcript has a single exon.
AUGAUUCAGGCAAUAAAGUCAGCUGAGGAGAAGAAGAAACUUCAAGAGAUGAAAGAGCUAGAACAAGCCGAACUGAGGAAGAGAAGAGCAGAAUCAAGGUUAGGAACAGAGAGAACAAUAGAACCGAUGACUCAGAGCACCUCGAUGAACCAAGCGGAACCUGGCCCAAGCAUUGAAAUGUCACUGGAGAUGAAGAAAGAAGCAACCGAAAGAAAUGAAGACAAGCGAGAGAAAGCAGAAGAGGCAAGAGAAUUAGAAGACGGAGGACACGAGACUCAAGUGCCGGGCAUUCAGGAAGAAGAAGGAUCUGAAGGAUCAGAGGAAGAGGUAGAGGUAACAGUGGAGAAGAGAAAGAAAGUGAAAGGAAAGGCGAGAAGGAAAUCCUUGUCAGUUUCGUCCCUAGAUGAAGGAAGAGAAAGGGGAGGAAAGAAGGACCUCAGGUCAUUGUUGGAGACGGACCACUGUAAGUGA